AUUUUCUGGGUGAUUUUUGUCGAAAUUUUUGGUUGAUUUUGGUCGUUAUUUUGGCUGAAUUUUUGGGUUAAAUUUGGUCGAACUUGGUUGUUGAUUUUGGGUUUAAUUUUCUCGAAUUUCAAGGUUUAAUUUUCUCGAAUUUGGUCGAAUUUCUGGGUUUAAUUUUCUCGAAUUUGGUCGAAUUUCUGGGUUUAAUUUUGCUUGAUUUUUUUGGGUUGAUUUGAGUUUUUUGGGUUGAUUUUUGGCCGCUUUUUUUUGGUCGAAAUUUGAGUUGAUUUUGGUCGAAAUUUGGGUUGAAUUUUGUUGAUUUUUUUUGGUUGGUUUUGGUCGAAUUUCUUGUCAAAUGUUUGGGUUUUUUGGGUUUAAUUUUUGGGUUGAUUGUUGUCGAAUUUCUUGGUUGAUUUUUGUUGAACUUUUGGGUUGAUUUGGUCGACUUUUUGUCUUGAUUUUGGUCGAAUUUUGUGGUUGAAUUUGGUCGUAUCUUGGGGCUGAUUUUUUACGAAAUAUUGGGUUUCUUUUGCCGAACUUUUGGUUGAAUCUCUUGGUUGAUUUUGUCUAAUUCUCUGGGGGUUUUUUUGUUGAAUUUUGUUGAUUUUUCUGGGUUUUUUUGUCGAAAUUGGUUGAUUUUUCUGGGUUUUUUGGUCGAAUUUUGUUGAUUUUUCUGGGUUUUUUUGGUUGAAUUUUGUUGAUUUUUUUUUUGUUGAAUUUGGUUGAAUUUUGUCUAAUUUUAUGGGUUUUUUGGUCGAAUAUUUUUUGAUUUUUCGGGUUCGAAUUUAAUCUGUUUUUUUUUGUUAUUAAUAAUAAAAUAUCUCAUAUUUAUCUUAUUUCUUUAAUAUUUUCUCUCUCCUUACUUUAUUUUAAACAUAUAAUCUCUUACACUUAAUCAUUAUUCUUACACUCAAUCAUUACUCACAUCCCAAUACAACCAAAGAUUCCAGUUUUCUUAAAAACCACCCAACAUUUCUUAGUGGAACAACAAAAAAGAAUGGAGGGAGUAAUAUUUAAUAUUUAAUAUUUAAUAAUUAAUAAUUACUCCACAAUAAUUAAUAAUUAAUAUUUAAUAAUUAAUAAUUAUGUUUAUUACAAUAUUAUUAUUAUUAAGUUGAAUUGAAUUGAAUUAAACUGAACUGAACAGAACCGAAUGAUCCUGAACUGAACUGAAACUGAACUGCGAAAUAAGUCCUAAAACUGAAAUCAAGACAAAAAGAACAGGGCCUUAAUUAUGCUUGAUUGAUCGGUUUCUCUGAUUGUCCAAGUCUGCAUGCUUUGACUUUCUUUUGUUCCUACUUUGGAACUUCUAGUUUUCUUAGCAUAGAAACUUUAAGCAUAUAUUAGUAAAGUUUGCUUGUCAUAAUCAAAACCAUUUGGAUCAACACAGAUUUAUCCUAACCUUCAUGUUCUUGAUUUGUUUCUAUACUAUUAGUAAGUUGACAUAUUCUUAUUGCUAGACGAUAUUUUGCUGACAAAUAUAAAUUGCAUGCUUAAUUUUGGACAUACCAGAGAUGGUGCGAAAGAUGUUGGAGAAAGAAACCUUGCUAAUGAGGGUUCAGGACAAUGAGGGGCUAACUCCACUCCACCGUGUUGCUGGAGAGAUCAACAAAGGCUCGUAUUCUUAAGCUCCUUUUGCAGUAUGAGAAAGAAGAGAUUGGUGAAUCAUCGACACUAUACAUUCAAGACAACAAGGGGCGAACACCCCCUUCACAUUGCAAUACUUCGGAGUAAUUGGUAUGCCAUAAAGAAGCUGAUAGCAUGCCGUCCAGACUGCAUCGAGAUAGUAGAUGAUCAUGGGCAGAAUGCGGUACACUAUGCUGCCAAGUGGGGCUGUCUCGUUAAAACUGAAACUUUGGUAGAGAAAAAAGGACGCUUUGAUGUUCUCCUUAAUGACAAAGAUGCAGAUGGGAAUACGCCUCUCCAUCUUUUCGCCGCAGCUCUUCCUACCUCUAGCCAUGUUUGUGUUAUUAGACUUCCAAUUUUUACUAGAUUAAAUAACUCAUUCCUCAACCUCAAGGCAUUCAAUAAACAAAAUCUUACCGUUGGGGAUAUCUUGGCCUCCAAAAUUCCCACCAUUCAUCCCGAUUCAAAUAAUAUACAGCAAGUGAGAAGUUGGAUGGCACCAAGAGGAAAACGAAUUAACAAAUAUGAAAGAGAAGUUGACGUUGAGAAAGGAAAUAGUAAUGUAGAAUCAAAACUUGUGACGCUCAGAAAAGAAGCUCAAGGACACUCUUUGGUGGCGACAUUGAUUGCAACAGUAUCUUUCGCUGCUGGUUUCACAGUCCCCGGCGGAUUUAAUCAAAACAAUGGAGAGAAUAUAGGAAUGGCAGUGCUUAAAAGUAAGGCUGCCUUCAAAGUAUUCUUGAUCUCAGAUGCCAUAGCCUUCACAUGCUCUGCUGUUGCAAUACUCUGCUACUUUUCUCUUGUAAGUACGGAAUCUACCUGGACAACUGAGGCUCACUCGUUUACAGCCCGUAUACUAAAUAUCAUUUCAUUGGGUGCAUUGAUGUUAGCAUUUACCACAGGUGUAUCAGUCGUGGUAUCUCAGUCACCUCACCUAGUCUUUGCAUUAUGGGCUAUUUUUAUGGUUUUUCUCUUCUACUAUACCUCACUAGUUACCCGGACUCUUCGAGCUGUACGGGACUACUGUGCAAGAUGUUCUGUUAGAAAUCGUCACACGUUCGAGUAAGAUUGGAAAUUGUUUUCUGCUAGCUCUCCCAAGAAAUACUGCAUAAUGCAAGAGCAUAAAGAAAGCUGCGGUUUAAGAGCUCUGUUUUGUACUUUGUUAAUUGUUAUGACAUUUGCUUUAAUCUCUGAUAA
Molecule: messenger RNA, 2811 nt
Organism: Spinacia oleracea (spinach)
Lineage: Eukaryota; Viridiplantae; Streptophyta; Magnoliopsida; Caryophyllales; Amaranthaceae
Product: protein ACCELERATED CELL DEATH 6-like
Exons: 2
Coding region: 1631-2680 (349 amino acids)
Cellular component (GO): plasma membrane
Molecular function (GO): protein binding
Source: RefSeq, a predicted model, not a curated record